AUGAAGACUUACAAAUUAUUUACCAAAACAGACAGAGAUAGGAGCCAUUCAAUAACAAUCACUGAACUAGAAGAACUGGUAAAACAGCUUGAAUCUGGAAAGGUUAACGUGGACAGUGACUUUGCCCUGUCAACACUGUCAAGAAUAUUCGAUCAAAACAGAGAUGGAAGGAUAAAUGAAGAAGAGUUCAUUGAGGGAUCCAAGAAGUUGAUACAGGAAGCUAAGGACGAUUCCACCUCGAAGAAAUUUCUUGAUGAGGUAGUUAAGGCAUACACAGAGGGACACAAAAAAGAUAUAGUUAAGAUUGAGGAGCUCAUACCACGAGCUUUGAAGCAAAUUCAGAACCAAACAAUUGAAUCCGAAGGCCUUCGAAAUGAUGAUGGUAGCCCCAACAUCGAAUCCAUUAAAAGGCUCUUCCAUAAGUUAGAUGAUGAUCAUAACAGUUAUUUAAUACCGUCAGAACUGGAGAAGCUAACGGAAAAUGUCAAAUUCAGACAGGCACGCCUGAACCACAAAACCUCUGUAAAGGAAAUCAUGAAGGACUUCGAUCAAAAUGAUGAUCACAUGAUCGAUGAAAAUGAGUUUCUCCGUGGUGUGACAUAUUGGCUUUGUAAUGCCAAACAAACUAUUAAAGAACAUCAUGAUAAGGUGAUGUGGGGAGAAGUUGACAAGUUCUUGGAUGAAGCAGAAAGAGGAAACCAUAGACGUUUCAACCACUCUUUGGUGUUAAAAUGGGACAUCUGCAAGUCUGUGUUACAAGUGAUUUUGGGCAUUGCUAUAUUGACACUGUGUGCAGAUCCAAUCAUGGAUAACAUUAUACGACUGGCGAGUGCAAUUGGCGUGCCUUCUUUCUUCCUAUCAUUUGUCAUAGGACCUUUGGCUAUCAAUGCAAGAACUGCAAUAACGGCAAUAACUUUACUAUCAUCAGCAAAUCAGCAGAGUUGCACAACUUCUUCUUUGACAUUUUCCGAGAUCUAUGUGGGGGUGAUCAUGAACAACAUUAUGGGGAUGUCAACUGUGUUAACUGUAUUAUAUGCCAAAGACUUGAGAUGGGAGUACUCACCUGAAGUGUUGGUAUCUAUGGUGAUAUGUGCUGUAACUGGCUCUUUUGCAUUCACCCGUACCACUUAUCCACUUUGGACUUGUAUUGUAGCUUUCUUGUUUUAUCCUAUAGCACUUGCACUACUUUAUAUUUUACAAUAGUUACAAUCUAAUUAUUCUUGUAAUUAAAAUCCUCUAUUCUACUCAUUUAUAGCUGCAUAUGUAUGGUGGUGAUGUUACUGCUUUACACUAAUUACUAUAA
Molecule: messenger RNA, 1303 nt
Organism: Solanum stenotomum
Lineage: Eukaryota; Viridiplantae; Streptophyta; Magnoliopsida; Solanales; Solanaceae
Product: sodium/calcium exchanger NCL1-like
Exons: 6
Coding region: 1-1203 (400 amino acids)
Biological process (GO): intracellular calcium ion homeostasis; calcium ion transmembrane transport
Cellular component (GO): membrane
Molecular function (GO): calcium:proton antiporter activity; calcium ion binding
Source: RefSeq, a predicted model, not a curated record